CCAAUUCAGUCACAAAACUACGGUCGUUGUGAUCGUUCACUGUUUAAAAAACACAACUAUAGAUCGCCGGUAGAAAUAUCUCGUUGUUGUUGUUUCCCUGCAAAACAAUCGUGUAAUAAAAAUGGUAAAUUUCUGCACACCCUGUUUUUGAGAUAUUCGCAUCGGUGAUUAACUAUCACUAUAUUUUUGCCAAUUUUGUUAAUGUUCUUUGGCCUUAAUCGCGAGUGUCAAGAGAAUUUCCAAAUGUAAGGAACACCGGCUCAAACCGCCUUUUUUGGGCUUUGGCGUUGCGAAUACGAAAAUAGUUCGCGAAAACGCAGCAGGCGACGCGUCUUUUUGGCUCUCGAAAAGGGCAGGCUGGAAAACUCGAAAACUGGAGCCAAUAAAAGAUACAUACAAGAAAAAUAAGCGAGUGCGCGAAUUCGACUGCGUGUGCGCUGCGAAUGUGUUUGUGCGGAACCAAAAAAAAAAAAAACAAACAAACAAAACUAGUGUGAAGAAUAAUUUGCGCUGUUUAAACAAUUAGCCGCAAAACAAACGCCGGAGUGAUUGUAUCUGUGUGUGUGCAUCUGCAUCUGUAUCUGUAUCCCUGGAAUGCGCAGUCGCGCAUGCGCAAAUAUUUGUGAUUUGUUUUGAAAGGAAAGAAGGAGCAACAGAGAAGGAGCGAUCGAGAGAGGGAGAGAGAUCCAAAGAGAGGGAUCAGAUUGGAAUAAAAAACACAUCUCCUGGCAUUCGCAAAAGUGACUUGACAAUAUGACUCCGAGGUCGUAGACUCCGGAAAAAGAAGGAGAGGGGCGGCAGAUAAACACCGAAACGACACAAGGCGAACAAGGAACCAACCGAAAAUGUCCGGCAAUCAACAACAGCAGCAGCAGCAACUACAACAACCGCAGAAGUCAUUAACUAACAACGCGACAGCAACAACCACAAACGGAGCAACCACUUUGGGCCAUAAUUUGAUAAAAAUAAAUAGCGUUGACAAAAUAAUAGGCAAAACCCAGGCUGCGACGCAGGCAAUUAACAAAUUACAACAGCAGCAACAGCAACAACAACAACAGAUCCACCAACGACGCUCUUUAUUACCAGCAACAGGAGUAGCAGCCGCAGCAGCAGCAACAACAACAAAUCUCCACCAGCAACACUCAUCGCAGCAACAAAGCGGAACGCCAACGCCAGCGGCUCUGUCGCCAGCCCAAAAGCAGCAGCAGCAACCACAUCAAUUGCAGACGGUGGCCACGAUACACCAGCCGCACUCCACGCAGCAGCAGGCAUUGACUUCCCGCCUGCCCAUCCAGCAGCAAUCCGCUAAAGAAUUGCCCAAUCUAGCUGCCCAGCAGCCGGCGCAGCAACGUCGCAGCUUCCACUACCAGUUGCAACAUCAUCAUCAGCAGCAGCAGCAACAUCAGCAGCAAUCUCUGCGCAGCCCGCAGCUAAAGGCACCAGCUCCCGCCCACUCCAUCCCGCCGAGAUACCAGCCACCCCCCCAGCCAGCCACCGGUAUCUUGAAGCCCCACCUGCCCCUCAAGUAUCCGCCGGAUAUCCCCCAGUUAUCCAGCAUCUACAUACCCGAAUCCAUCAAGCAACAGCAGCAGUCACGCUAUUUGCCACACCAGCCGGCAGCGAAGGAUAUGCUGAAGUUUGUGCGCAAGCCGGACCAGGAGCACCCAUCGCCCAAUGCCUCGGUCACGUCCAGCGGCACGGGAAUACCCUCGACCAAUGGCGGCGGACGCCUGACCGCCGAGCAGAACCGCCAGCUGCAAUCGCUGGUUAAUGAGUUGCGGGCCCUGAAGGAGCAGAAUCAGCGACUGCUGGACGACAACCAGGAGUUGCGGGAUCUGUGCUGCUUCCUGGACGACGACCGGCAAAAGGGACGCAAAUUGGCCAGGGAGUGGCAGCGAUUUGGGCGAUACACGGCCAGCGUGAUGCGCCAGGAAGUGGCCGCCUACCAGAACAAACUACGUCAACUGGAUGAUAAGCAACAGGAGCUCAUCACCGACAAUCUGGAGCUGAAGGAGCUCUGCCUGUACUUGGACGAGGAGCGUGCCCAUGUGGCGGCCAAUGCGCUGUGCGCCGGAUGCGGGGCGGCCACCAGGAAUGCCCUGCGAGAUGAUGGGGAUGGCUCCAGUUCGAGCACGAACGCGGAUGAGACCAUCACCGCGUUGAGGAACUAUGCAGAGCAGCGGCAGCUACCCCAGGAUCUACGUCAUGCCCACACGCUGAACGACCAGACGCUUCAGUAUGUGCGCUCGCUGGAGCGGCGCAUCCAGCAGCUGGAGGAGGAGCGCUCCACGCCCACGGCCCACCUACAGCAGCAGACGACGCCCACGCCGCAGGCUACGCCCACGCCACAGGUCACAUCCGCAACAACACCAGCCAAAUCAGCGCCAUCGCCCCACCAGCAACAUCAACAGCAGCAGCAGCAGCAGCAGCAGACCCAGCAGCAACAGCAGGACAUUGUGGCCGCUGCAGCGGCGGCAGCGGCGGCUAUCCAACUGCCGGAACCGAUUGCCGGACGCCCGGAGGCGGUGGUCCGUGCCCUCCAGGUGCUAGAGGUGCGGGAGCAACUGGAGCGCGAUCGCCUGGGCAAUCUGGCUGGGAGCGCUCUCGAUCAAAUGGACGACGGCGAAAAGGCGCUGGUGCGCGAGAUGUGUAACGUGGUCUGGCGCAAGCUGGAGGGCAGUCCACAUGGACCACCUGCCCUGGAGCCGCUCUAAGCCGGCAGAGAGACCCAGACCCAGACCCACAGGCGGAUACAACCUAAACCGGGCUAACACUUAGACUCUAAUGUUUAAUGCUAACUUAUGCCGUAAUAUUUAACCCUAAACAUUGUACAAAGUUCAAACCACAACCUAAGCUUAAGCUACCGCAAAAAGCGAAAGAAUACUCAAAAAUAUUUGGGAUACUCCAGCAACUGAUUUAAGAUAAAGAACAAUAAAUUGCAAUCAAUGUUAAAUAUUUAACCAUAGCUCAUCAUGUAACAUAACAUUUGCACAUCUAUUUAAAUGCAACUUUUAUUUUACACCUUUGGUAUUUUACCAAUUAAGCAGACAUAUUUAUAUUGUACGAUUCAGCUUCAAAAUCGAGCUUUAACUGGUCUUAAAGCUUGACGGUUUGGAUGCGAAUCAAGAUGACCUGCUCAGCCCGAUGACUCCACAAAAUCAAAUAAUCAACACAAUUGUUGUUUAUCUUCGAUUUGGACCAACUUUCUUGGGAUCACUCUUUUUAAUUAGUUUGUAACUCUGCUGAUCAGUUGCUGGGGUAUACUUACAAUAAUUUUUUUACUUAUUAUAAACUUUGACUGUUAUUUUUGAAUGCCAAGAGAAAAACUACUUUCACGAAAAAUUUGCUAACUCGAAAUACAAUGCAACAAAUAUUUCCAUACUUA
Drosophila rhopaloa is the source of this 3385-nucleotide messenger RNA. It is a transcript of the gene Ccdc85, whose product is annotated as putative mediator of RNA polymerase II transcription subunit 26. The transcript is spliced from 4 exons. The coding region runs from base 846 to 2714 and encodes 622 amino acids. Lineage: Eukaryota; Metazoa; Arthropoda; Insecta; Diptera; Drosophilidae. The record is from RefSeq and is a predicted model, not a curated record.